AUGUCGACAUCAGUAAUAGGUAGACGGUUAUCCAUACCGGCAAUUGCUAGAAAUUUGCCUAUGUUUACAACAACUCGAUUUAUAUCGCGAACAUUGCCAUUAAAUCAAGACCAUAAAAGUGAAGGAUGGUUAAGUAAGCUUGGUGUAAAAAAAAUUGAGCCCACCAAAGAAUCACAUUCGCGUAUGCUGUCAGACAAAGAAGUUAUUUAUGCAUUACAUACACACAAUAUACGACCUGAUUCUAUUGACAAGUAUCUCGCUAAUUACCAGGAAAAUGUAAAUCUUAUCCAUUCGAAGAAAAGUGAAUUAAACUGCGAAUUAGUCGGCUCCUGGACCGUUGAAGUCGGGGAUCUUGAUCAAGCUUUACAUUUGUGGCAAUACACCGGUGGCUUUGAACGUAUUGAUCGUGCUCAGCUUGCAUUAUCUAAGGACGAAGCUUAUCAACGAUUACUUCGUGAACGCGGUAAUUAUUUGAGAUCACGGCAUUUACAGUAUCUGCUCGCAUUUAGUUACUGGCCGCAACUCGGGAAACGUGAGGGCCCCAAUAUCUACGAGAUAAGAAGCUACAGAUUGAGACCUGGUACUAUGAUUGAGUGGGGAAAUAAUUGGGCACGAGCUAUUAACCACAGGAGAAAUAAUGAUGAACCCUUUGCUGGUUACUUUUCCCAAAUUGGUCGCCUGUAUAAUGUUCAUCAUAUUUGGUGCUAUAAAGAUUUACAAGCAAGAAAAGAAACACGUGAAAGUGCAUGGAGGUCACCAGGAUGGGACGAGUGUGUUGCUUACACAGUACCGCUGAUACGUGAAAUGCAUUCCCGUAUUUUGAAACCCACAUCAUUUUCACCUACUCAGUAA
This is a messenger RNA of Cotesia congregata, 852 nucleotides long. Lineage: Eukaryota; Metazoa; Arthropoda; Insecta; Hymenoptera; Braconidae. The record is from the annotation of a GenBank genome assembly.